Phlebotomus papatasi is the source of this 2348-nucleotide messenger RNA. RefSeq lists its product as uncharacterized. The transcript has 5 exons. Bases 353 to 1606 code for a protein of 417 amino acids. The record is from RefSeq and is a predicted model, not a curated record. Lineage: Eukaryota; Metazoa; Arthropoda; Insecta; Diptera; Psychodidae.
CGCUGGGGCAUUGGGUAGAGUCAUUGCCGAUAUUCUUCCUCAUCUUCACAAUUCCAAUCAGUUCAAAGUCAACCGAUCACUCGGUCAGUGCUGUGUUGCGAUCGCUUCUUCUUUUUUUUUUGUUAUUUCAAGCUAAAAGAUAAAGAGACUUUUUUGUUGAUCUGUUGUAAAGUGCGUUUUCUUGGUGGAAAUAGGCAGUGAGUGAUGCAAUUUAUUGACCAUCGCGAAGAUACUGCAUUUUGUCACCUCUUUCUGCUCAUCUAUUGAUCUCAAGAACAGUCUAAGGAUUAAGGAUUUUAGCUUGGUGUACUUUUGUCCCAGAAUCAUUUGGAUUUUGAGAGUGUUUACCACAAUGAAGCGCACACAGUUUGUUGCACGCUAUUUCAAUUUCUUGCACAUUUUCGUGAUUGUGAUGAAAUGCGGCAUGGCCAUUGAGUCAACAGCAUCAACAGCUGCAACAUCGACAGAAUCACCACCAAUCUACAUCACUUCCAGUGCUGAUCAACCAAAUCCAGUGGCUGCUUUUGUCAACAGUGCCGCAGUUUCCGGGCGGGCUCUGUUUUCACCUCGUGUUGAUUACAAUGAAUGGAUGCCCGUGGGACGGGGAGAUCCACUGAAGAAUGAUCCCACAUAUGACUACAGUCCUCCUUUCCUCGAGCGCGUUCGAUACUGGGAAUCUGGCAAGCAGGAAAAGAGUGGAGAGAUUCUUCUUCUGGGAGUGCCAUCGAAGAAGCCCAGUGUCCCUUCCAGGAAGGACUUCAAGUACCUCACGAUGCGGAGGAACUUCUAUCAGUUGCCAACAAUUUUGAUGCCUCCACCGAUGCAGACCACAGAAAAAUAUCAUACUCCCAUGGAGUCCUGGACCCAGAGACCUAAGGAUUCCAUGGCUGAGGCUUCUAUGAGCGUUGGAGCUCCCUUCAAGUCCAACUACAAGCCACUGAGUGCCAUGAAUUAUGGAGAAAUUAAGCCAGUAAAGGCUUCCUAUCUCCAUGCAAUCCUGCAGAAGGAGACCCUUCAGCGCCCUACAACUCCUUCACCCAGCUCUACCACCUCAUCUGUUGUCAUGCAGAAAGUUCCUAGUGUCUUCGAAGUGCACCAAUCCACAGCUAUUGUCACCAAGACAACUCCCAAUCAACAAAUUGAGACAACCACGCAUUUUGUGCCCACAGCACCUCCAACUCUCACCACAGAUGCUUACUUCUCGCACUACAAUCAACCACCGGCUCCCAUUUCCGGACCCAUGUACCUCAUCAUUGAGGGACACUCAAAGGUAAAGACAUACAGUUCCAGCGAUCCUCCAGAUGGAAAGCAUCAUGCCAACAUUGUUCCAGUGGUCAGUACAGAGGACCCAGUGGUCAGGAGGGUUGUUAAUGAUGAAGUCAAGCACCUCCACUUUAGAGCUCCAGAAGUCAAGCGAAAACCGCUUCCAACGAGGACUUCAGCUAUGGAUAGUCUACUGAGCCUCCUGGACGUGUCCUUUGGGAGUCUUCUGAGUGAGGAAGCUCAGGAAGAUCAGAAUAAUUCAAUAGAUUCCAAUGCCCUGGAAGGAGGGGAUAAAAGACAAGCGCGAACCUUUAAUUUACAAGACGCCGAUAAAACUUCUUAAUCUUAUUCAAAUCAGCAGAUCCGAUCCAAAAAGCUCUUUUUAAGAUUUCAUGCUGGAAGCUUAAAAGAAAAAUUGUGUUUUUAACUGGCAUUUCUAUUGAACAAAUAAAAGACAGCAGUAUAAAAAUAUUUACAAAAUAUUUUCACAUGAUUGUAGUGCUCUAAAACGAUUAUCAUACGGGCUUCAAACCUGAAAGCCAUACGAUUUAGCUUGUCUCAUUUCUUAUCAGUCCGGAUUUUUUGAAAAAAAUGACUUAGGUUUGAAUAUUUAAGGUGAAUGACUUAUUAUGCAAGAAAACAAUAAAAUUGAUUACUAUUUUUAUGAUUUUGAGACCUUCAGGAACUAGGCUAAACUUCUAGUUUGUAGACCGCUUUGGUUAGUCCUAUCCGAUUUUAAUUGUUUGAAGAAUUUUAAAAUCGCGCUUAAUGCAAAACUUUGCAAACUAGAUCCGUAAUUAUUGCACUUUUUCUCUUUAUUAAUAAACUAUUUCUAAUAAUUUUUCGGACAUGCUUAAAAAUAACUUCUGGCGUAUUUAAUAAUAUUUUAGAAAAUUUAAUAACAUUAUUACAGCUUUUAGAAACAAACAUUCAGAAUCAGAAUUAGUGGAUAUGUCAAAAUAUCGGACACCUUGGAAUAUCGGACAUUUCUUUUUGUUUCUCAAAAUUGCCAAAUUUUUAGUUUUUUUUUCAAUUUCUAGGGAUUUUAUGUAGCCAAAUAAACAAGUGAGCGUUGUUUCUCUGAA